ACAGCGAUCCCCACUGUUGAGUGUGCGGUAAGUGCAUUCUGGGCACAGGGCGGAGUGCCACCAGAGGACCGCUUACCGCUCACAACCUAUGAUUUGACACAGGGAACCAAAGCCUUUUCCUUCACUCUAGGACUGCAUACCAAAAAGAAAAAAAAGUUUCGGGUGAAAAAGAAAGCUGCCUUUUGGGUUUGCUGGAAAAUCACAUUCCUCCAGAUCCUGUAGCCGGCGGGAGAAAGGCGUCCUGUUUCUUUUAGAGGCCUCUGCUAGCGGGGCGGGGACGGCCGGCGAUUUUCCUCUCUACCGGCAGCUGCUCCUGCCCCUUCUUGAGUGACAGACAAGCAACCCAAUUAAAGAAAGAAAGUUCAGCGUGAUGGAGAGAUGGAGCAAUAGGAGCCCGGCCCGGCCUGCGCGGGGCGGGGUCACAAGAAGGCGGGGCGGGCGGAGGCUGCUGGAGCCGCAGAGGCGAGACCCGGGAGCGGGAGCUGGGCCUAGGUCGAAGAGCUGGCAGCUGCGUCUGUGUUUUUGUGUUGGGGAAUUAGAGCCCACUGGGAACGAUGCCACCACCGUCAGACAUUGUCAAAGUGGCCAUUGAGUGGCCAGGUGCUAACGCCCAGCUCCUUGAAAUCGACCAGAAACGGCCCCUGGCAUCCAUUAUCAAGGAAGUUUGUGACGGGUGGUCAUUGCCAAACCCAGAGUAUUACACCCUCCGUUACGCAGAUGGACCUCAGCUCUACAUCACCGAACAGACUCGCAGUGACAUUAAGAAUGGGACAAUCUUACAACUGGCUAUCUCUCCGUCCCGGGCUGCACGCCAGCUGAUGGAGAGGACCCAGUCAUCCAACAUGGAGACCCGGCUGGAUGCCCUGAAGGAGCUGGCCAAGCUCUCUGCCGACGUGACUUUUGCUACUGAGUUCAUCAACAUGGAUGGCAUCGUUGUACUGACGAGGCUUGUGGAAAGUGGAACCAAGCUCUUGUCCCACUACAGUGAGAUGCUGGCAUUCACCCUGACUGCCUUCCUAGAGCUCAUGGACCAUGGCAUUGUCUCCUGGGAUAUGGUUUCAAUCACCUUUAUUAAGCAGAUUGCAGGGUACGUGAGUCAGCCCAUGGUGGAUGUGUCAAUCCUUCAGCGGUCCCUGGCCAUACUGGAGAGCAUGGUCUUGAACAGCCAGAGUCUAUACCAGAAGAUAGCUGAGGAAAUCACCGUGGGACAGCUCAUCUCACACCUCCAGGUCUCCAACCAGGAGAUUCAGACCUACGCCAUUGCACUGAUUAAUGCACUUUUUCUGAAGGCUCCUGAGGACAAGCGACAGGAUAUGGCCAAUGCAUUUGCACAGAAGCAUCUCCGGUCUAUAAUCCUGAAUCAUGUGAUCCGAGGGAACCGCCCCAUCAAAACUGAGAUGGCCCAUCAACUGUAUGUCCUUCAAGUCCUAACCUUUAACCUUCUGGAAGAAAGGAUGAUGACCAAGAUGGACCCCAAUGACCAGGCUCAAAGAGACAUCAUAUUUGAACUGAGGAGGAUUGCAUUUGAUGCAGAGUCUGACCCUAGCACUGUCCCUGGAAGUGGGACCGAAAAACGCAAAGCCAUGUACACCAAGGACUACAAAAUGCUGGGAUUUACCAACCACAUCAAUCCAGCCAUGGACUUUACCCAGACUCCUCCUGGAAUGCUGGCCUUGGACAACAUGCUGUACUUGGCUAAAGUCCACCAGGACACCUACAUCCGGAUUGUCUUGGAGAACAGCAGCCGGGAAGACAAACAUGAAUGCCCCUUUGGCCGUAGUGCCAUUGAGCUCACCAAAAUGCUCUGUGAAAUCCUGCAGGUUGGGGAACUACCAAAUGAAGGACGCAAUGACUACCACCCAAUGUUCUUUACCCAUGACCGAGCCUUUGAAGAGCUCUUUGGAAUCUGCAUCCAACUGUUGAACAAGACCUGGAAGGAGAUGAGGGCAACAGCAGAGGACUUCAACAAGGUUAUGCAAGUCGUCCGAGAGCAAAUCACUCGAGCUUUGCCCUCCAAACCCAACUCUUUGGAUCAGUUCAAGAGCAAACUGCGUAGCCUGAGUUACUCUGAGAUUCUACGACUGCGCCAGUCUGAGAGGAUGAGUCAGGAUGACUUCCAGUCCCCGCCAAUUGUGGAGCUGAGAGAGAAGAUCCAGCCUGAGAUCCUUGAGCUGAUCAAGCAGCAGCGCCUGAACCGGCUCUGUGAGGGCAGCAGCUUCCGAAAGAUUGGGAACCGCCGAAGGCAAGAACGGUUCUGGUACUGCCGGUUGGCACUGAACCACAAGGUCCUUCACUAUGGUGACUUGGAUGACAACCCACAAGGGGAGGUGACAUUUGAAUCCCUGCAGGAGAAAAUUCCUGUUGCAGACAUUAAGGCCAUUGUCACUGGGAAGGAUUGUCCCCACAUGAAAGAGAAAAGUGCUCUGAAACAGAACAAGGAGGUGUUGGAAUUGGCCUUCUCCAUCCUGUAUGACCCUGAUGAGACCUUAAACUUCAUUGCACCUAAUAAAUAUGAGUACUGCAUCUGGAUUGAUGGCCUCAGUGCCCUUCUGGGGAAGGACAUGUCCAGCGAACUGACCAAGAGUGACCUGGACACCCUGCUGAGCAUGGAGAUGAAGCUGCGGCUCCUGGACCUGGAGAACAUCCAAAUUCCCGAGGCCCCACCCCCCAUCCCCAAGGAGCCCAGCAGCUAUGACUUUGUCUACCACUAUGGCUGAACCUGGAGCCAGAAACGACGGUACCCAGGAGAAGGGAUUUGGCCCAGGAGAAACACUUAGUCUGGUGCCUUGUCUUUCGCUUGUACAGAAUCUGUAGUGAUUUUGGUGGCCAGUAAAUGCCAGCCAUUUCUCAAACCCACCUCGGACCACCCAGAGUUUCCUCUUGGUCCCUGUCUACUAAGAGUCAUGAAGACAGGGUGCUCUGCCCCCUCCAUCACCAUGAAGCCUGGGAUUGGGCCAUGAGGAACAAACAGCGAUGCCCUUGCCUUCCAGUCCAAGAAACUGCUUCCUGAAAUGGAUUUAACAACAGCCACUCACCUUUUCUUCCUGAGCCUGCUCUCUGAUCAGCUGGAUCCCCUCGUGAGCAAGAGCUGGCCCAGGAAAGGCUGCCUGCAGAGGACAGGUGUGCUGGGCGUGUCUAGAGCCUUGGAGUGACUGCCUGUAUCUCAGAUCUGAGUACAGGCCUGGGGCCUUUGCUUCUCUCUUUUUUGGUGAGGGCUCACUCCAGCUUCAUAUGGUGCCAAGAUGUUGCUGCUUCUGAAGCUGGCUCUAACAUCUGUGGUCUUUAGAGCCACCAGAUUUCUCUGGCCCAUACAGAUAUCAGAGCAGAUGGAAAUUUCUCCCUGCGAGCUCUCAGACUCAUCCUGGCAAGUCAAAGACCUCCAGGCCAAGUCCUGCCCUCUUAAGUCUCCAAGAAUGCUGCAGGGAAAACCCAGCUGAGGCCUGGGCCUAGACAGUGGUGAGGUCAUUAGAUUCUGUCCCUCUCCCCCCACAUUUAUACCCUUUCCUUCCUCAGAGAGAAAUCUCCCACCUAACCUGAAUUGCAGCCCCCUCCAGUUUGCUUUCCUUUGGCCUUCCAGACCCCAGGAAGUUUGCCUUCCCUUCCUAGCGCUAUGGUUUCUGCCAUUGGCCAUGAUUUCAGGGAGCUGGCCGAGGCCGGCCGAGGCCACACCUGUACCAGUGGGGCUUCCCUGGUGCUGCAGCACUUGUAAACCACACACACAGCCUCUCUCCCUGGACAUACGUUAGCACAUUGGCAUUCAGUAUUGGUGGCCUGGCAUGGUAGGUACUACCCAAUGAAGAGUGUACUAUAUAUUUUCUUUACUAUAGGCCAUACUUAUACAGACGUGUAUAUAUAUUUAUAUAAGAUCUACCUAUCUUACGGUGGAACCUUGGAGGAAAAUAAAAUUGAGGGGAAGUAAAAAGUACGUAACACUUCCAGUUGUGAGCCAAGAUUGUAACCAGAGAGCAGCCAGGAGCUUCCUGUCAGUAACAAUGUUUUCAAUAAAUACUCUUUCAUGUACAAA
Callithrix jacchus (white-tufted-ear marmoset) is the source of this 4024-nucleotide messenger RNA. RefSeq names its product engulfment and cell motility 2 (gene ELMO2). The record is from RefSeq and is a predicted model, not a curated record. Gene Ontology annotation, biological process: cell motility; actin filament organization. NCBI's taxonomy places the organism in Eukaryota, Metazoa, Chordata, Mammalia, Primates, Cebidae.